Messenger RNA from Mus pahari (shrew mouse), 7126 nucleotides. RefSeq names its product insulin like growth factor 1 receptor (gene Igf1r). Gene Ontology annotation, cellular component: membrane; insulin receptor complex; axon. Gene Ontology annotation, molecular function: ATP binding; phosphatidylinositol 3-kinase binding; insulin receptor substrate binding. The record is from RefSeq and is a predicted model, not a curated record. Gene Ontology annotation, biological process: regulation of JNK cascade; insulin-like growth factor receptor signaling pathway; glucose homeostasis. The coding region runs from base 700 to 4821 and encodes 1373 amino acids. NCBI's taxonomy places the organism in Eukaryota, Metazoa, Chordata, Mammalia, Rodentia, Muridae. The transcript has 22 exons.
UUGACCUUCAGCGAGCCGGAGCCCCCGCGCACGGAGUCGGCGGCGGGCGGGGGCCGACGCGGGGCGGCGGGAGCGCUGAGCGCUGCGCGGCCGCCGCUUUGUGUGUGUCCUGGAUUUGGGAAGGAGCUCGCGGCGGCGGCGCUGAGGGAGGAGGCGGCGGCGAGCGGAGCCCAGAGGAGGAGGAGGAGCCGGAGGAGGGGGAACCGCUCAUUCAUUUCCACUCCGCAUUUCUACCCCUCGGCCGGCCUCGCCCGCGCCCGGGACUUCGGACCAGUCUCGCCAACUGCGUCGCGCUCUCCCGCCGCGGAGGCUCCGGUGGUCGUUCCCUCCGGGGAUCGGGUGUUGGGGGGGAGGCGUUUGUCCCCGCCUGCGGCGAUUUGGGCUUUGCUCCUCUUUCUGUACAGUUUUCCUCCUUCUUCUGCAUCUCUGCGUUUGCAAAUGGAGGCCGACGACGCCGACAGCCCGCCCCGGCGCGCCCCGGCUUCCCGACUCCGCCGCCCCGUGGGCCGCUGCUGCCGGCGCUGAGGGGCCGCCCCGCGCCACCCUCCUUGUCCACGCCGCUUUCCGAGGAUCGUCGCCUGCGCUCUUGUUUUUGGACGAGAGUGAGGACUGAGUUGGAGACUUUUUUUUCUUUUUUUCUUUCUUUCUUUUUUUUUUUUUAAUUUUUGAGAAAAGGGAAUUUCGUCCCAAAUAAAAGGAAUGAAGUCUGGCUCCGGAGGAGGGUCCCCGACCUCGCUGUGGGGGCUCGUGUUUCUCUCCGCCGCGCUCUCUCUCUGGCCGACGAGUGGAGAAAUCUGUGGGCCCGGCAUUGACAUCCGCAACGACUAUCAGCAGCUGAAGCGCCUGGAAAACUGCACGGUGAUCGAGGGCUUCCUCCACAUCCUGCUCAUCUCCAAGGCCGAGGACUACCGCAGCUACCGCUUCCCCAAGCUCACCGUCAUCACUGAGUACUUGCUGCUGUUCCGAGUGGCCGGCCUCGAGAGCCUGGGAGACCUCUUCCCGAACCUCACGGUCAUCCGUGGCUGGAAACUCUUCUACAACUACGCACUGGUCAUCUUCGAGAUGACCAAUCUCAAGGAUAUCGGGCUUUAUAAUCUGAGGAACAUUACUCGGGGGGCCAUCAGGAUUGAGAAGAACGCCGACCUCUGUUACCUCUCCACCAUAGACUGGUCUCUCAUCUUGGAUGCAGUGUCCAAUAACUACAUUGUGGGGAACAAGCCCCCAAAGGAAUGUGGGGACCUGUGUCCAGGGACUUUGGAGGAGAAGCCCAUGUGUGAGAAGACCACCAUCAACAAUGAGUACAACUACCGCUGCUGGACCACAAAUCGCUGCCAGAAAAUGUGCCCAAGUGUGUGCGGGAAGCGAGCCUGCACCGAGAACAACGAGUGCUGCCACCCGGAGUGCCUGGGCAGCUGCCACACACCGGACGACAACACAACCUGCGUGGCCUGCAGACACUACUACUACAAAGGCGUGUGCGUGCCCGCCUGCCCGCCUGGCACCUACAGGUUUGAGGGCUGGCGCUGUGUGGACCGCGAUUUCUGCGCCAACAUCCCCAACGCUGAAAGCAGUGACUCGGAUGGCUUCGUUAUCCACGACGACGAGUGCAUGCAGGAGUGUCCCUCAGGCUUCAUCCGCAACAGCACCCAGAGCAUGUACUGUAUCCCCUGUGAAGGCCCCUGCCCCAAAGUCUGCGGCGAUGAAGAAAAGAAAACGAAAACCAUCGAUUCGGUUACCUCUGCUCAAAUGCUCCAAGGCUGCACCAUCUUGAAGGGCAAUCUGCUUAUUAACAUCCGGCGAGGCAAUAACAUUGCCUCGGAGUUGGAGAACUUCAUGGGGCUCAUCGAGGUGGUGACCGGCUACGUGAAGAUCCGCCAUUCUCAUGCCUUGGUCUCCUUGUCCUUCCUGAAGAACCUCCGUCUCAUCUUAGGAGAGGAGCAGCUGGAAGGGAACUAUUCCUUCUACGUCCUGGACAACCAGAACUUGCAGCAGCUGUGGGACUGGAACCACCGGAACCUGACCGUCAGGUCGGGGAAAAUGUACUUUGCUUUCAACCCCAAGCUGUGUGUCUCUGAAAUUUACCGCAUGGAAGAAGUGACUGGAACCAAGGGACGCCAGAGCAAAGGGGACAUAAACACCAGGAACAAUGGAGAGCGAGCUUCCUGUGAAAGUGAUGUUCUCCGUUUCACCUCCACCACGACCUGGAAGAACCGAAUCAUCAUAACGUGGCACCGGUACCGGCCACCGGACUACCGGGAUCUCAUCAGCUUCACAGUUUACUACAAGGAGGCACCCUUUAAAAACGUUACGGAAUAUGACGGGCAGGAUGCCUGUGGCUCCAACAGCUGGAACAUGGUGGAUGUGGACCUGCCUCCGAACAAGGAGGGGGAGCCUGGCAUUUUACUGCAUGGGCUGAAGCCCUGGACCCAGUAUGCUGUCUAUGUCAAGGCUGUGACCCUCACCAUGGUGGAAAACGACCACAUCCGUGGGGCCAAAAGUGAAAUCUUGUACAUUCGUACCAAUGCUUCAGUCCCUUCCAUCCCCCUGGAUGUCCUCUCGGCAUCAAACUCUUCCUCUCAGCUGAUUGUGAAGUGGAACCCCCCAACUCUGCCCAAUGGGAACCUGAGUUACUACAUUGUGAGGUGGCAGCGGCAGCCCCAGGAUGGUUACCUGUACCGGCACAACUACUGCUCCAAAGACAAAAUACCCAUCAGAAAGUAUGCCGAUGGUACCAUCGACGUGGAGGAGGUGACAGAAAAUCCCAAGACAGAAGUAUGUGGUGGUGAUAAAGGGCCAUGCUGCGCUUGCCCUAAAACUGAAGCUGAGAAGCAGGCUGAGAAGGAGGAGGCAGAGUACCGUAAAGUCUUUGAGAAUUUCCUUCACAAUUCCAUCUUUGUGCCCAGACCCGAAAGGAGGCGGAGAGAUGUCAUGCAAGUGGCCAACACCACCAUGUCCAGCCGGAGCAAGAACACCACAGUAGCUGACACCUACAAUGUCACAGACCCGGAGGAGUUCGAGACAGAGUACCCUUUCUUUGAGAGCAGAGUGGAUAACAAGGAGAGGACUGUCAUCUCCAACCUCCGGCCUUUCACUCUAUACCGCAUCGAUAUUCACAGCUGCAACCACGAGGCUGAGAAGCUGGGCUGCAGCGCCUCCAACUUCGUCUUUGCGAGAACCAUGCCAGCAGAAGGAGCAGAUGAUAUUCCUGGUCCAGUGACCUGGGAGCCAAGACCCGAAAACUCCAUCUUUUUAAAGUGGCCAGAACCCGAGAACCCCAACGGAUUGAUCCUAAUGUAUGAAAUAAAAUACGGAUCGCAAAUCGAGGAUCAGCGGGAAUGUGUGUCCAGACAGGAGUACAGGAAGUACGGAGGGGCCAAACUUAACCGUCUAAACCCAGGGAACUAUACAGCCCGGAUUCAGGCUACCUCCCUCUCUGGGAAUGGGUCAUGGACAGAUCCUGUGUUCUUCUAUGUCCCAGCCAAAACAACGUAUGAGAACUUCAUGCAUCUGAUCAUUGCUCUGCCGGUUGCCAUCCUGCUGAUCGUUGGGGGGCUGGUUAUCAUGCUGUAUGUCUUCCAUAGAAAGAGAAAUAACAGCAGGUUGGGCAAUGGAGUGCUGUAUGCUUCUGUGAACCCUGAGUAUUUCAGCGCAGCUGAUGUGUACGUGCCUGAUGAAUGGGAGGUAGCUCGAGAGAAGAUCACCAUGAACCGAGAGCUCGGACAAGGGUCCUUUGGGAUGGUCUAUGAAGGAGUGGCCAAGGGCGUGGUCAAGGAUGAACCCGAAACCAGAGUGGCCAUCAAGACGGUGAACGAGGCUGCAAGUAUGCGUGAAAGAAUCGAGUUUCUCAACGAGGCCUCGGUGAUGAAAGAGUUCAAUUGUCACCAUGUGGUCCGGUUGCUGGGUGUGGUAUCCCAAGGCCAGCCCACCCUGGUCAUCAUGGAACUAAUGACACGUGGCGAUCUCAAAAGUUAUCUCCGGUCUCUGAGGCCAGAAGUGGAGCAGAAUAAUCUAGUCCUCAUUCCUCCGAGCUUAAGCAAGAUGAUCCAGAUGGCUGGAGAGAUUGCAGAUGGCAUGGCUUACCUCAAUGCCAACAAGUUCGUCCACAGAGACCUUGCUGCUCGGAACUGCAUGGUAGCCGAAGAUUUCACUGUCAAAAUUGGAGACUUUGGUAUGACACGGGAUAUCUACGAGACAGACUACUACCGGAAAGGCGGGAAGGGGCUGCUGCCUGUGCGCUGGAUGUCUCCCGAGUCGCUCAAGGAUGGCGUCUUCACUACUCAUUCUGAUGUCUGGUCCUUUGGGGUCGUCCUCUGGGAGAUCGCCACGCUGGCUGAGCAGCCGUACCAGGGCUUGUCCAACGAGCAAGUUCUUCGUUUCGUCAUGGAGGGCGGCCUUCUGGACAAGCCGGACAACUGCCCCGAUAUGCUGUUUGAACUCAUGCGCAUGUGCUGGCAGUAUAACCCCAAGAUGCGGCCCUCCUUCCUGGAGAUCAUCGGCAGCAUCAAGGAUGAGAUGGAGCCUAGCUUCCAGGAGGUCUCCUUCUACUACAGCGAGGAGAACAAGCCUCCCGAGCCGGAGGAGCUGGAGAUGGAGCUGGAGCUGGAGCCCGAGAAUAUGGAGAGCGUUCCGCUGGACCCUUCCGCCUCCUCAGCCUCCCUGCCUCUGCCUGAAAGACACUCAGGACACAAGGCUGAGAAUGGCCCGGGCCCUGGCGUGCUGGUUCUCCGUGCCAGUUUUGAUGAGAGACAGCCUUACGCUCACAUGAAUGGGGGACGCGCCAACGAGAGGGCCUUGCCUCUGCCCCAGUCCUCGACCUGCUGAUCCUUGGACACACCGAAGCACGCGAAAACAGUAACGUCUGCAUUGGGAGACCUGGACCAGAGAGAUCCACUCCUUAAGAACCAGUGAUGAUGGUCAAACUUUUAUCAGUCCACUUUGAACUAGGCGGUGGUACAAAUGAGAACUUCAAGACAGGAUGUUCGUUUAAAAGUGAACCUCUCUUGCCAGAGAAGCUGAAGAUACAGACCUUGGACAGGCCAGGGGUCUUUGCUUGGGGCUUCCAACUUGAAUGACCAGUUGGUGAUUUAGAGAAAUGAACAUUCCUUGAUGGGAUGACAGAGUAACCGGUGCAGUAGGCAACCUUGGUAACCGGCAUCGUGACAUGACGGGGAUUGCUGACAGAGGGUAAAGGGCCUGGAAGAAGCCUGGACCAUAUUUGGACUUGAUGGUGUCUGAAGGUGUCAGAGCACAUGGAGGCUGUGGAGUCAACUGUGGGCAUUUGGUUUCAGAUAAGAAACUCGGCAUCCUGCUCUGGAAACUUCUCGUAGAGCUAAGUCACGUGCUGAAGGACUCAGACUCCAUCACACUCAUCAGAUGAGUUAUUGGUCUGGGGCAGGACGUUAGGGAUUUAUUUUAUUUUUGUUUCUGUGAGAACUUCAUAAUCACUGAUUUGUGUGUCCACAUUUGUGUCUGCAUCUUUCCAGUAAAACAUUCUUUAAAUUACUCAUUAUCGUUUCAAUAGGGCUUCUAAGUCCAGUAGAUUACGGGUAGUCGUUGACGAAGAUCUGGUUUACAAGAACUAAUUAAAUGUUUCAUUGCAUUUUUGUAAGAACAUAGAAUAAUUUUAUAAAAUGUUUGUAGUUUAUAAUUGCCGAAAAUAAUUUAAAAACACUUUUUUUUCUCUCUGUGUGUGCAAAAAUAUGUGUUUGUGGUCUUUUUCUUCCCUUUGUUUUCUUUUUCUUUUUUGACACUUGUUUACUAGCUAGCUUUACAAUAUGCCAAAAAUAAAAACUUAAAAAAAAAACUUAAAAAAAAAUUAAUUAAAAAGAAAUUCUCCCCAGGACCCAAAUUGUGGUUCAACCUCUUUCCCACAUGCUUUCUGCUCUAGUUUGUAAAAAAAAAAAAAACAAAAAAAAAAACAAAAAAAUAAAUAAAAAAGAUAAAAAUCAAAACAGAACAAAACAAAAAAACAAAACAAAAGGAAUGCCAGUGGUUUAAAAAGUACUUCUGUAUUCUUCAGUAUCUUGAUCUUGGAACCCUUUGCUGGGAAAAGGAAUUCUCUGUUACUUACUGUCCCCUGUGGAGUGUAGCAGCAGCCUAAACAGAUGGAAAGAUAGUGUGUGGCCACCCAGCAAAGAGAUAGCACUCCCUGGUGACCUCUGGCUGGUGUGGCUGGUCCCAGCUCUGCAACACUAUGGAGAUGGGAGGGUUUCAGGACACUGGAAUGGCUUCACAGUGAUCACAUGACUCUGAUGUGUAGCCCGUUGGCACAUGUGCCUCAGAUCCUAACGAACCCUGUGCCUACCUGUAUCUAAUGGCGAACGCCGAAGGUCCAUUGUUUUCUAAUACAGAACAAACUGGUAACAAAAAACCACAACGUGUGCCCCCUCGCCCCCUUUUUUCGAAUCAAAACCCAUGUCCUUUGGCUCCCCGUGCAUUAUUGGCCAUGUCUCUCGGGUUCCACAAGAUACCGAUGUUGAAAACAUCUGGAACUUUCUAACACUGUAGGAAAAAGGUCUGGGAACCGUUUGUGGGUUUGGUUUGGUCUUUCAGUUUCUGGUGGGUGUUGGGCAGUGUGCAGACACGUGUACAGGUGGAGUAGGUGCCUACCUGGUGACCUCCCCUGUCUGCUUCCGCUGCCAGUGAUGCUGAAGUAAGAGCUUUGCCAGAGUUCAUCUACCUCUGGGAUUUAAAACAAACAAACAAACAAAAAACAGAAAGUCAAAAGGCUCAAUGGAGCAGACACAUCGCCAAUAAUGCAUUUCUGAGUUUUCUUGUUAAAUUUUUUCUUAAAAAAGAAAAAAAUGUCUAAAAAAGAUAAUAAUAUGGCCAAUUUGUUACAUAAAAUAACUUUCUGUGUAUAAAUUAUUCCUAAAAAAGAAAAACCCUCUGUUUAUAUAUAAAAGAAAAUCAGUAGAUGAAAAAAAAUUCAAUGUUUUUGUAUAUUCUGUUGUAAGAAUUUAUUCCUGUUACUGCGACAUACUCGGGAUUCUUUACAUUAUGAAAAAAAAGAAACUUUGUCUAUUUUGAAUGGCUGAAGCUAAGGCCACUUGAGUCUAUUACUCUGCUUUUUUCUAGUAGUUAAAGUACCACAUGGAUUAAGUUAAAUAAAAGAAUUCUGUAUGCA